Emiliania huxleyi CCMP1516 is the source of this 1041-nucleotide messenger RNA. Its product is annotated as alpha subunit of isocitrate dehydrogenase. The annotation marks the transcript as partial. The record is from RefSeq and is a predicted model, not a curated record. Lineage: Eukaryota; Haptophyta; Isochrysidales; Noelaerhabdaceae. Gene Ontology annotation, cellular component: mitochondrion. Gene Ontology annotation, biological process: isocitrate metabolic process; tricarboxylic acid cycle. Gene Ontology annotation, molecular function: isocitrate dehydrogenase (NAD+) activity. The transcript has 2 exons.
GGCGACGGCGUCGGGCCCGAGAUCAUCACGGCAGCGCGGCGGGUCGCCGACGCCGCAUUGUCCGUCGCCGGAGUCCGUGGCAUUCGGUGGAUUGAGAUGGCCGGUUACGGUUACGACAAUGGUCUCGGCGUGACCGAGGCGCACCUUGAGGCCUUUGGCGAGGUGGGAGUACUGCUCAAGGGGCCACUCUCCAUCCCUGCCGGCACGAGCGGCUCCGUCAUCGAGGCGCGCGGACAGGCCUUCACCUCUGCGAACCAAGCGCUGCGCCAGCUCUUCGGCCUCUACGCGAACGUGCGACCAGCUAGGAGCUACGCGCUGCCGUGGCCCACGCGGUUCGGAGACGUCGCCGUGGACCUGCUCAUCGUGCGCGAGAACACCGAGGAUCUGUACUGCGGCGCGCCCGAGGUGUGGGUCGACAAAGACACCUGCCAGGCGACGAAGCGAAUCAGCCGCGGCGCCUCUGCGCGCAUUGCAGAGUACGCGUGCGCUCUGGCACUGCAGCGGCAGGCAGAGCGAGGGGCGCCCAGCCUCGUCACGGCCGUCCACAAGGCGAACGUCUGCAAGCAGUCGGACGGGCUCUUCCUCGAGGAGGCCCGCAAGGCGGCCUCCGCCGCGGGCCUUCGGUACGAGGAGGCGCUGGUGGACUCCCUCUGCGCCGGACUCGUGCUCCAGCCGCAGGCGUAUGACGUGCUCGUGGCGCCUAACUGCUGGGGCGACAUCGUGUCCGACCUGGCGGGAGGCGUGGUGGGCUCGCUCGGGCUCCUCGGCUCGGCGAAUGUGGGCGCGAGCCACGCGCUUUUCGAGGCCGCCCACGGCAGCGCGCCUGACAUCGCAGGCUGCGGCGUGGCCAACCCGGCCUCCAUGAUGCUCAGCGCCGCCAUGCUGAUGAGGCACGUCGGAGAGGCGCCCGCGGCCGACGCGGUGGAGACGGCAAUCGCGGCGGCCCUCGCCGAAGGCUGUGCGACGGUGGAUCUGGGCGGCGCGGCGUCGACAGGCGACUUCACCGACGCUGUCAUCGCGGAGAUCGAGCAGAGUACGAUA